AUGGGGAACACAGGCAGGGAUGGAAACAUGGAGAUUGAGAAUAUUGAGAGGGAAAAUGUGGAGCAAAAUGGAGUUGGUGGAUCUGUGGAGAUGAACAGACUCCCUCCAUGGAAGGAACAGAUUACAUUUAGGGGACUUGUGUCUAGUGUGAUCAUUGGGAUCAUAUACAGUGUUAUUGUGCAGAAGCUGAACCUCACCACUGGUUUGAUUCCCAAUCUCAAUGUGUCAGCCGCUCUCCUGGCCUUUGUGUUUGUGCAGACUUGGACCAAGCUGCUAUCAAAGGCUGGGAUUGUGUCAAAACCGUUCACUAGGCAAGAGAAUACCGUGAUUCAGACCUGUGCUGUUGCUUGUUAUAGCAUUGCUGUUGGAGGAGGGUUUGGAUCUUACCUCUUGGGUUUGAACAGGAGGACAUAUGAGCUAGCUGGAGUUGAUACUGAAGGGAAUACUCCAGGGAGCACCAAGGAGCCUGGUCUUGUUUGGAUGACUGGUUUUCUCUUUGUUACUAGCUUUGUUGGUCUUUUGGCUUUGGUUCCUCUCAGAAAGAUUAUGAUAAUAGACUAUAAACUACCUUAUCCGAGUGGAACUGCUACUGCUGUUCUUAUAAAUGGGUUCCAUACUCCAAAAGGAGACAAAAUGGCCAAGAAGCAGGUUCAUGGGUUUAUGAAGUACUUUUCAUUUAGUUUCUUGUGGGCUGGCUUUCAGUGGUUUUAUGCCGGCGGGGAGCAAUGUGGGUUUGUUCAGUUUCCAACAUUUGGAUUGAAAGCUUGGAAGAAUACGUUCUACUUUGAUUUUAGUAUGACAUACAUAGGAGCAGGAAUGAUCUGUUCCCAUCUUGUGAACUUAUCUUUGCUUCUCGGGGCUGUGCUCUCUUGGGGAAUAAUGUGGCCCUUAAUAAAGGGCCUUAAAGGGGAAUGGUUCCCUGCAACUUUAUCAGAAAGUAGUAUGAAGAGUGUAAAUGGUUAUAAGGUUUUUGUUUCGAUUGCCCUGAUACUAGGAGAUGGGCUGUACAAUUUUCUCAAGAUACUUUACUUUACUGGCUCAAGUAUCCACACCAAACUGAACAAGAAGGACCUCACAACAGGUAAAUGAUUGGCAUUUUAUGUAUCUCCUUCACUAACUUACCUAUCUAUCUCUCAUACAGACGAAGUUUCGAUUGAUCCGAAUCUGCCUCUUGAUGAACGCCGACGAAAUGAGGUCUUCAUAAGAGAUAAGAUUCCUAUUUGGGUUGCAUGCGUAGGGUACAUAUUGUUCUCCAUCAUCUCCAUCAUUGUUAUCCCUAUGAUGUUUCCUCAGCUGAAAUGGUAUUAUAUAGUUGUUGCGUACAUGAUUGCACCGUCUCUAAGCUUCUGCAAUGCCUACGGUGCGGGUUUAACAGACAUGAACAUGGCCUACAACUAUGGGAAAGUAGCUCUUUUCGUGCUAGCUGCUGUGGCUGGGAAACAUGAUGGUGUCGUUGCAGGACUCGUUGGCUGUGGUUUGAUCAAGUCCAUAGUUUCUAUCUCAUCUGACCUGAUGCAUGAUUUGAAGACGGGCCAUCUAACUUUCACAUCUCCUCGAUCAAUGAUAGUUAGUCAAGCUAUCGGGACAGCUAUUGGCUGUGUGGUAGCUCCCCUGACAUUCUUUCUCUUCUACAAGGCUUUUGAUGUUGGGAACCCAAAUGGUGAAUAUAAAGUCCCUUAUGCCAUCAUUUAUCGUAACAUGGCAAUUCUUGGAGUGCAAGGCUUCUCUGCCCUUCCCCAACAUUGCUUGGACCUAUGCUAUGCUUUUUUUAGCUUUGCCAUAGCAGCCAAUUUGCUGAGAGAUUUUGGUCCCAAGAAAAUGAGCAAAUAUGUCCCCCUUCCAAUGGCUAUGGCUGUUCCUUUCCUGGUUGGAGCUUACUUUGCAAUUGACAUGUGCAUGGGGAGUUUGAUCGUGUUUGUGUGGCACAAACUGAAACAUAACAAGGCCAGUUUGAUGGUUCCUGCAGUUGCUUCUGGUUUGAUCUGUGGAGAUGGAUUAUGGAUUCUCCCUUCAUCAAUUCUUGCGUUGGCAAAGGUUCGCCCUCCUAUCUGUAUGAACUUCUUGGCCAUUAGAUUCCAGAGACAAUACCAGUCGACUUCAGCAGAGAAAAGGAUGAUAAUAAUCAAGGCUUUGUUGCAUUUGAUUUGUGGGUUUUUAAUGAUUGGUUGUGUUUUGGGUUUGGUUUGCAGAGGGGAAAUGGCUUCAGAUCUGAAAGUUCACGUUUUUGAAGAGGUGGCUAAGCACAACCAGACCAAAGAUUGCUGGCUUAUUAUUUCUGGGAAGGUGUAUGAUGUGACCCCUUUCAUGGAAGAUCAUCCCGGAGGAGAUGAAGUUUUGCUAGCUGCAACAGGGAAAGAUGGAACAAAUGAUUUUGAAGAUGUUGGUCACAGUGAUUCUGCCAGAGAGAUGAUGGACAAGUACUACAUUGGAGAGAUCGAUGCAUCAACUGUCCCACUAAAACGGACCUUCGUUCCGCCACCGCAGACUUACAAUCCGGAUAAGACAUCCGAGUUUGUGAUCAAGAUUUUACAGUUCCUGGUGCCCCUGUUAAUCUUGGGUUUAGCCUUUGCCGUCCGUCACUUUACCAAGAAAGAGUAGUCAUGUCAUUUUAGUUACAUUUCCCCCUUGUAAGGGUUACUUCAUUUGUCCACAGUGGAGCAGUUGUAAUUACAAUUGCGUAUUUCUAGUAUGUUGUCGGUUCACAUUGUUGUUCAUCAGUCAUUUGCUUCUAGUGUCAGUUUGGUUAAGGUCUCUAUUGAAUGGUUUAAUCUUAACGGAUGAUCUUGAAUUUAUGAUGAGCUAUCUAUUCCUGGACAUCUUUAUGCACCGUCAGUUUGCUUCACUUCAGCUAUGCAGUGAAUACUGAAUAUCAUCGACUGUUUGUAAAUCUACUAUCCUUUUUGGCCAGUACCCUACA
Molecule: messenger RNA, 2917 nt
Organism: Fragaria vesca subsp. vesca
Lineage: Eukaryota; Viridiplantae; Streptophyta; Magnoliopsida; Rosales; Rosaceae
Product: metal-nicotianamine transporter YSL3-like
Exons: 11
Biological process (GO): response to iron ion; seed development
Cellular component (GO): plasma membrane
Molecular function (GO): oligopeptide transmembrane transporter activity; iron-nicotianamine transmembrane transporter activity
Source: RefSeq, a predicted model, not a curated record